AGAGGGAGCAGCUAUACCUUUGUUCAGAGUGUGGGAAAUGUUUUUCACAGAAGUCCAGUCUGCAUAUAUAUCAGUGACCUCACAGUGGUGAAAAGCCAUAUGUCUGUCCUGAGUGCGGGAAAUACUUUUCAGUGUAGCGCAGUCUUCACACAUAUCAGAUAUCUUAUACGGAGGAGAAGUUGUAUACCUGUUCGGAGUGCGGGAAAUGUUUUUCAGAGAAGCCCUUUUCUUCAUAUAUGA
This is a messenger RNA of Staurois parvus, 240 nucleotides long. NCBI's taxonomy places the organism in Eukaryota, Metazoa, Chordata, Amphibia, Anura, Ranidae. The record is from the annotation of a GenBank genome assembly.